CCUCUCCUUUCCUUAUUUUUCCCUGAAAUGAACUGACUAGGUUUUCAGCCAAGGAACAUGAGCUCCAGUCCCCUCAAGCCUAGAACUGGGGGUGCUGCCCCCUCUGCGUUCCUGCCUGCAUGCCAUCCAAAGCCUGACUCUGGCACCAAGGUCUGCUCAGCAUUUCUCCCACCUUCCUGCUCCUCCCUCCCAACCUGCUCAUCCCAGGCCUUCCAGCAGGGCUGCCUUUUCUCACACUACUUCAUCUCCCAAGUGGCCAACCUGCCCCUCCUCCCAUUCUACAUCUGGAGAGUCCAGCUCAAAGCCACCACUUUUGUCAUCCUUGAAGGACCUCCCUCCCCUAGCACUCCUGACCCCUCCGAAAGAAUGUCUCCUUACCUUGACAGCUGAGUGUCCAUGCCAUACGGCCAGACCUGCACACAGCCACACCUCCUAUCUCAGAGUGAGGUCAGCAAACACAUAAUUUGGAUUUGGGGGAAAAAAAACCUGAUGUCAUAUCUUUUCUGAGAUUAAAUCUAGGGAUGGGGUGCCAGGUCGGGGAGAAGAAAGACCAGCUGUGAAACCAAAGGGUCAACUGAAGAAGGGGCACCUGACAGGCCAGAAGCGGAAGCCUGGCACCCAAAGUCAGACUGUCCAGCUUUACAGCUUUUCUAUUACCAGCCCAGAAAGACAAUGUUUUGAUAAUCACAUACCUACUGAUAUCCUAAAAUGCUGAAUGUUAAACCAGACAACAAAUUAGAAUAAUUAGAGACAGAUGCUUUAAAAAACAUUAAUGUGAUUUUGACACAAAUCCAUUCUACCCAUAUCCUUCUUGAAUGAGUUUUUGGAGGUGGGAGGGUGAUUAUAUUGCACCCCACACAGAGAGUUCCUCUCCGUCUCCCUCUUUCCCCUGAACUUCCACUUCCCAGGGGAGCAGCCCUCCACUCCACCCCCUUUUGUCCCUGCAGCCUAUGCUGCAGCAGUGGCAAUGCCAGAUCCUUUAACCCAUUAUACUGUUCUAACCUGCAUCCUGGUGCUGCAGAGAUACCCCAAUUCUCUUGCACCACAGUGGGAACGCCCCAGGUCUUUCAAAUUCCUUCUUUUGUAGUUGCUUCUUGGGCUUCCCACACAUCUCCCAAUUCAUCCUAAUGAAGGAGCUUCCUGGAGCCAUCUUUUUUGUGGUAAAAUAAUUACUAAAAAAUUAUUUUUUUCCCUGGCCUGGGAACUUCUAUAGGCCAUGGGUAUGGCCAAAAAAAUUAUUUUCCUAAGAGUCUUUAUAAUUAGCCUCUACAGCUUAAUCAUAAGAGAUAAUCAUAAAUCUUGUUCAAAUCUAUAACCUCCUUGGCAAUGUUUUCCAAAUAUUUUUAAUUACAAUCAUCAUCAGAAAUAUAAUUAAUAUCAUGACCUCAUAUAUAAGUCCUAGGGUGAAUCAGUAUGACCAUAAGAGCUGUUUAUAUUGGGUGGGCUGUCUUGGCUGGGUCUCCAUUUUGAUUUUGUUUAUUUGUUUAAUUUGAUUUUUGUUUUAUAUCCAUUUUGAUUUUGAAUAUCACUAAAUAAAAGUCUCAUGAAACAAUUAUUCUUUACUGCAUAAGAUACACUCAGGUAAUGUUUUUUCAUUUCUAUUUCAUUAAAGAAAGGAAAAAAAAUGGUUGCAGCUGCUAAAUUGAUUUCCUGACCCAAUAAGGGAGAGUAACCUGCUGGAAAAAUCUCUGCCCUGUGCUGAAUUUUUACCCCAAUGCACACCUGGUCAAAAGUUAGUAACUAUUUUAAAUGUUUUGCUGCUGUCUAAUGAUAUUAUUUCUCCACAUAUUAGGAUACAUGGACAUCUGCUUAUGACACCCACUUACAGUUUUUUUCUUACUUUUCAGUUUGUACUUGUAAGACCUGAUGACUCCCCGCCAGGCAUCCUACCAAUUUCCUUGGAACCUUUGCUCAUGACAGUUCAGGAUGAGUGUUUCACUCUGGGGAGAGAGAUCUGCAUUUGGGGCCUUCAACUGAGCAACCCAGAGAUGGCCAGACUCGCUUUGCUUUUGGAAUCAAAGGGGUGCACCACCUGCCCAUUUACCACCCUGGAACUCAUUGAUUGCAAGAUGGAUCUGUGGUCCCUGGGGAGACUUGGGAAGGCUCUUCAGUCCAGCAGUUUGCAAACUCUUGUUCUUGAUUACUGCAAAUUUGGAAAUGAAGAAAUUGAGAGGAUUUUCUCAGGCCUGGAGAACAACCAAAGGCUUCAAGUCCUCAGCUUACGUUACUGUGGUCUGGGGCCACAGAUUGGGCCAAGGCUGGGCUCUAUCAUAUGCCAGAGUGCCAUUUGUGAGCUGCACCUUGAUGGCAAUUACUUGCAGUGUUCUGGAGCUCUGGAUCUCCUCAGACCCGUAGCAGAGUAUGCAGAGAUGCAGGGGAAAGACCAGCCAGCCACUUGCUCACCAGACCCUAGGCAUCCCCCUCAGCUGCUCCAAGCUAAGCAGAGAGGAAGUUCAACUUUGAACCAGAUUACAAAGUCAUCUGGAGCUCUAACAAUGAAAACUACUUCAGGAAAGAAGAGAAAAAAAGGAAUCAAGAAAAAACUUAAAAAUUCGGAAGUUGGACCUUGGUUAGUGAAGUUGUAUUUGGCAGAUAAUGGCAUAGAUGGAAAAGGAAAAGAAGGAGAAAAUAACUUGCUGGAAUUCACUCAAAUUUUAACAUGCCUGAUCAAAUACUCUGCCCAUUUAAGGGAGAUUGACCUUGGAAACAAUGUCCUGGGAGAAAUGGCUGCUGCUGACAUUCUUGAAGCACUGAGAGCCAGAAAGACAGGUAAACUUCCAGUUUUAAAAGUUACAGUAACCCCCCAGAUCUCUUCAGAUACCUUCAUGUCUAUUUGGGAAAAUAGCAAGAAAUCAAGUACUACCCAUAAAAAGAGGAAAAAGGCUAGAAACUGAAUAUGGAUGCCAUAUAGCCAUAUGGAUUUUAUCUAUUUCCAUGACCUACCACACAUGCCUGGAAAGAUAUUGUUUGUUCUAUAAUAAUAUUUUUCACUAUAACCAAGCCCCUUUCAAGUUGUAAGAUUUGAUAAGACUCCUUAAUGAAAGUUCAAAGUAGUGUUAGUCCUACCAUGCUUGUCAUUUUCUAAAAUGUUGACUUUAUAAAUAAGCCUUGGUAAAAAUAAGUGGGAUUCUUCUCUGAAGCUUGUUCUCUUGUGCGUGUGAAAUUUAUAGUUUGAAGGAAGUCAUGAUCUUUAAGAAAGAAAGACUUGUCUUUCAUAAAUAUAUCUAUGGUUGGGAAAAAUAGGGAUUUUGGGGGAAAAUAACCACUUUCUAAAAGGCAACAACCCUAACAAUGGGGAUCUUCCCCAAAUGAGGAAAAUUCUGAUCACUCUACCCUCCACACUCUGUAAGAUUUCAAUAGCUCCAAAGGAAAUGGAAGCAGUAUCCUGAUCAAUGCAUAGAUGAUAAAUUGAAUUAGGUAAAUUGUAUACAGUACAGGGAUAAAAAGCAUGGGCUAGGCAAUUAGAUGAACCAGAAUUCUCUGUGGAAUCCUGCUGCUUUCCGGGUGACCUUGAGCAAGUCAGUUAACCUCCAGGUACCUAAACUUCUCCUCUGUAAGAUACAGAUAAGAAUGGUACCUAUCAGAGUUCCCUUGUGGUAGAGCAGGUUAAAGAUCUGGCAUUGUCACUGCAGCAGUUCUGGUGGCUGAGGACUUAAGACUUCAUUUUGAAGUUAUAAAAACAAACCCUGUCAUUCAUCCAACAUAUAAAAUGUAACAAGUGCUAGGAAGUUAGUGGAACCCAACUAACUGAGGAGGUGAGGUUGGGUACAGAAAAUUGUGUCCACUCUUGCAGAUUAGCAUCUAACAAGGAAGAUAAGAUCCUCAUACAUUAAAAGUAAAAAACAUUAGAGCAUGAGUUGAAAUAGUAUAAAUCCUUAGGGUAAGGAAGCCUACAGAGUAGUGACAUCAAUUUAACAAGUCUCCAGAACUUAUAUAUCCAAUGUGUGAGCCCUCCUGAGAAAUUGUUCUUGCUCAAAAACCAAAACAAAACAAACUUUUUUAAAGAUUUCCCACUGACAUCCACUGGGUAGAAGUGUAAAAUCCGUGUGCUUAUUUAGGGGUCUUUUGGCAAUGUCUAUCAAAAUGAAAAAUACAUAGCCUUGACUCAAACAUUCUACUUCUAGAAAUUUAUUUUACAGAUAUACCUCACACAUAUGCAAAGAAAUGUGUAUAAAGAUGUUCACUGCAGCAUUGUUCAUUGCACAGUGGAAACAGCUACAUGUCUCAAAGGGUUCUCCAGGACAUAAACCACAGGAAAUACACAUGGUGGAAAACUACCACACAGCCAUUAGGAAGAAUAAUGUGGAUAUGGAAGUGCUUAUAUGGAGAGAUGUCCUAGUCAUACUAUUAAAGAUAAAGAAAAGCCCAGAUAAGAGUAUAUGUGAAUUUUUCAUAUUAAAAAUGAACUAAGGGAGUUCCCAUUGUAGCGCAGUGGUUAAUGAAUCCGACUAGGAACCAUGAGGUUGAGGGUUCUAUCCCUGCCCUCGCCCAGUGGGUUAAGGAUCUGG
Messenger RNA from Sus scrofa (pig), 4508 nucleotides. Lineage: Eukaryota; Metazoa; Chordata; Mammalia; Artiodactyla; Suidae. The record is from RefSeq and is a predicted model, not a curated record.